Molecule: messenger RNA, 3203 nt
Organism: Tachysurus fulvidraco (yellow catfish)
Lineage: Eukaryota; Metazoa; Chordata; Actinopteri; Siluriformes; Bagridae
Product: rab GTPase-activating protein 1-like
Exons: 16
Coding region: 140-1846 (568 amino acids)
Source: RefSeq, a predicted model, not a curated record
AGGAAGAGUAACACUGAUACACUGUACGAGGUGGUGAGUUUGGAGAACGAGACCGAGAGAGAGAAGAAGAAAACGACGGCAAGUCCCGGGAUCCUGCCUUCCGCUUCACACGGCUCCAUGGCACCCUCGCCUCCUGAGGAUGACGAGGAGGAAGGUGAACAACAAGAUCAUUUUGUCUAGCAAAGAUAACGACGAGCCGCUGCUGAGCGGUUCUGGAGACGUAUCUAAAGAGUGUGCUGAGAAGAUUUUGGAGACGUGGGGAGACCUGCUGUCCAAAUGGCACAUGAACCUGGCAGUACGACCUAAACCGCUCCCGGCGCUCGUCCGCAGCGGUAUCCCCGAAGCCCUCAGGGGAGAGGUGUGGCAACUCCUGGCUGGUUGCCAUAACAACGACCAUCAGGUGGAGGAGUACCGCACGCUCAUUACGAAGGAAUCACCUCAGGACAGUGCCAUCACUCGAGAUAUUAAUCGCACGUUUCCAGCACACGACUACUUUAAAGACACAGGAGGUGACGGCCAGGAUUCACUGUACAAGAUAUGUAAGGCCUACUCUGUGUACGACGAAGAGAUCGGCUACUGUCAGGGCCAGUCUUUCCUGGCUGCUGUGCUGCUGCUACAUAUGCCAGAAGAACAGGCAUUUAGCGUUCUGGUGAAGAUAAUGUUUGACUACGGUCUCAGGGAACUCUUCAAACAGAACUUUGAAGACCUACACUGCAAGUUCUUUCAGCUGGAGAGACUCAUGCAGGAAUACAUUCCAGAUUUGUACUCACACUUCUUAACUAUAGGUUUAGAAGCACACAUGUACGCCUCCCAGUGGUUUCUAACCCUCUUUACAGCCAAGUUUCCUCUCUACAUGGUGUUCCACAUCAUCGACCUGCUGCUGUGUGAGGGAAUCAGUGUCAUAUUUAAUGUAGCGCUGGCAUUACUGAAGACUUCGAAGGAUGACCUUCUGCAGUCCGACUUCGAAGGAGCGUUGAAGUUUUUCCGUGUGCCCGUGCCCAAACGGUACCGCUCCGAAGAGAACGCCAAGAAGCUCAUGGAGCUCGCAUGUAGUAUGAAGAUCAGUCAAAAGAAGCUGAAGAAGUAUGAGAAAGAAUAUCACACAAUGCGAGAGCAACAAGAACAGCAAGAGGCCCCCAUCGAGAGAUAUGAGAGGGAGAACCGGCGUCUACAGGAAGCCAACAUGCGUCUGGAGCAGGAGAACGACGAUCUCGCUCAUGAGCUGGUCAGCAGUAAGAUCUCACUGAGGAAGGACCUGGACAAUGCGGAGGAGAAGGCCGACGCCCUAAACAAAGAACUCCUCAUCACGAAACAGAAACUGAUCGACUCUGAGGAUGAGAAGAGACGGCUGGAGGAUGAAGCAGCGCAGCUUAAGGAGAUGUGUCGAAGAGAGCUGGACAAAUCAGAGUCGGAGAUCAAAAAGAACGGCUCCAUCAUUGGAGAAUACAAACAGAUCUGCUCCCAGCUGAGUGAACGGCUUGAGAAACAGCAGACGGCUAACAAACGAGAGCUGGAGAAGAUCCGGAUGAAGGUGGAGGGCUGUGAGAAGUGCAGCGUGCUCUUCGGUAAAGAGGGCCGGCUGAAGGCUCUGAGCGCUCCUAAAGAGCUGAGCGAAGACGAGACUGACGAGGAGAAAGAAGCUCUGCAGGUGCAGCUCAGAGAGAUGGAGCUGGAACUCGCUCAGACCAAACUGCAGCUGGUGGAGGCUGAGUGCAAGAUCCAGGAUUUGGACCAUCAUUUGGCUCUGACACUCAACGAAGUGCAGGCGGCUAAAAAGACCUGGUUCAACAGAACUUUAAGCUCCAUUAAGACAGUGACAGGAGCUCAGGGCAAAGAGACCACCUAAACACCCCUCCCUUCUUUCUCUUUCUAUCUCUCUCUAUCUCUCUAUCUCUCUCUCUCUCUUUGCGUGUGUGAACCGAACAAACCUUUUUUUUUUGUAAAAAAAAAAAAGUUCCAGAUCUUCGCAUAGAGUGAAAACAAAACAAACUGAAUAUACUAAAGCAGAGGAGGUUUUAGCGCUAGGCUUUAUACUACUGACACACACACACACACACACACACACACACACACUCUAACACCACACUCCAGCUACUGUUCUACUCCAGACUACUUGCACAAAACAAAACCACAAACUAACAGCCUUCAUUUGGGAAGAUGAGCUUUUAUAAUUUCUGUUUGAUGAUGAAUUUAUGUAAGCUUAUAAGUUUAAUGUGUGUGUGUGCAUGUGCGUGUGUGUGUGCGUGCGUGCGUGCGUGCGUGUGUGUGUGUGUACUAAAAGACUCUUGUGCCAUUGACUGAGUGACCGAACACACCAGGGAUUUUCAUCUAAAAAAAGGUAAAGAAGCACAUUUAUAUGAGAUAAAGUAAUGGCACCCCUCUUUACUAGUGCACAGCUUCUGUAAUUAGUGAUGUACACUACAGAGAGGAGCGUGAGUGUGAGACUUUGGGCCUCAAACUGUAAAUAAAGAAGAGAGAGAAAAAACAGAGCAAAGUUUUAUUUAAUAAAUAUAAGCCACUAACAUCCAACCAAUCAGAAAAAGGAGGCGUGUGUAGUUAAGGAAAAGCUCCGCCUCUACGGUGUGGUUGUGUGAUCGCUAAUUAAACAAUCACGUUAGUGAGUGAGAGCUAGCGCUAGUCUGAUGCUAGCUGUAGCCAUUUUUAUUAGCAUUAAAGUUAACGUUAUCAUCAGUGGAUUGGGGCUCAUCAGAGAGCUGCGUCCUGAAGCACUUAUUUAGUGUGUGUGUGUGUGUGUGUGUGUGUGUGUGUGUGUGUGUGUGUGUGUGAGAGAGAUAAACACUCUGUGGGUUUUUAGGCUUUUGCACCUUACAGACAUAUUUAUAACAGAAUCUGACGCUUGUGUGGUCGAUGUCACAGGAAGCCCCUUUUUUUCUCUCAUUAGAAAUAAAUAAAUAAAUCAGGGGUCGUUCCAUGAGGCACUGGAGGCUUGUACAUAAAAAGCAUUAAAGGGUUUUUUGUUUGUUUUGUCAGGUUCCUUUUGUAUUUCUACUUCAUGGUAACGUUACUAAUGUUGCCUCGUCGUAUACGUUGCUUUAAGGUUUCGUCUCUAACGUUGAUCUGCUGUGUGUCAUCUAUUACACGCCAAAAUGUAUCCUGUCCAACAUCACGUCUGUAUGAACCUUGUAAUAGUGUAGCUGCACUGUGUAAACUUCAUCACUUCAAUAUAAAGAUACAAAAACAAA